AUGGAAAAGAAAAUGAUCACCACCUCCCCUGAAAGCUACAGCCAAUGCCCGACCAAUGCCGAGUCGUUGUUGUCCUUACAAAUCCCAUUGGCUAUAUUCGUGGUGAUUUCCACAGUUUCAACAAUAUUGAAUAUAUACCUGUAUGUUAACACCAAAUCAAGAAAUAAGUCUAAGAACGGUAAAUCUAACUCAAACGUUAUAAUGAGCAAUCACAAUGGGAAUGAACCGAAUGCUGAAACCUACACAGAACUAGGAAAUACGGUGUCAGGAGAAUCUGAAAACCAGUACGAAUCGAUCACACGCCAGGAAAACAACAUAAACACUAAUGUUUUAUAAACAUUUCUAAAAGUUGAAAUUCACCUUGACUUAAUACAUGUAAAAGAAGUAGCAUUACACUUUUGUGGUUGAUGUUAUUUAUUCAAGAAAACUGUUGAGUAUAUAAUAUUAUAUAAAACAUGUAACAUUGGAGUGCAAAGAAAACCAUACAAAUUGGAAAAUGAAUGUUAUCAUAGUAUAUUGAUAAUAACUGGAAAUCAAGAAGACUGAACAUUGUACUAGUUUUAUUAGCUAUAAAUACGAGUUUAACACGGAAUACUCUAACAAACAUCAGUGCAUAUACAUGUACAUAUAUGUGUAGAUUUUGUAUUAUGUAAUUCAUAUAAUGAAUGUAUUAUGCAUGUUAAUGUUGACAAUGACGUACGGACUGUUGUUUGUUUCACCGCUAAGAGCUCCAACAAUUUUACAAUACAGAAUGCUUGUGUUAUAACCAUUUAACUUUUAGAAAUAUUUGCUUUUGAUAUAGAUUUCAGUGCAAAAGAUUGAUUAAUAUUUUUCUCCUGAC
Magallana angulata is the source of this 841-nucleotide messenger RNA. RefSeq lists its product as uncharacterized. Lineage: Eukaryota; Metazoa; Mollusca; Bivalvia; Ostreida; Ostreidae. The transcript is spliced from 4 exons. The record is from RefSeq and is a predicted model, not a curated record. The coding region runs from base 1 to 336 and encodes 111 amino acids.